GGGACAGACCGACAAGAAAGACAGCAACAGAAAGUGAAACCCCAGCAAAACCGUGUGCCAAGCACUCGUCGCAGCGAUGAAGUCCUAUGUCCUCCUAUCCCUUCUCGCGACUCUAGGGGCCCGCGCCGCGGACCUCGGUCCCAAGCAGAACCGUACUUGGGGCUGUUAUGGCUCGUUGGAUGGCGGCGACUUCAACGACCCUAGGACGUGGAUAGUGCACGACUAUCAGUCCGCCCAACAAUACUGCAGGACCGAGGGCCAUACAUUGGCCGCUUUCAAGGGCACCGGAGUCGGUACCUGUGGCGACCAAAUGCCCCCCGAUAGCGCCCUCGUCGACGACGCUCAGUGCGACCAGCCCUGCUACGCCAAUGAGACCAACGUCUGCGGUGGUAACAAUGCAUGGAUCGUCAUAGUGACAGCCAAGGAGGCCAGCGGCUUUCCCUUAUUACCGGGUCCUUCAUCGACAUCUUCCACACCGGGACCUACCAUUGCCCCGAGCCCUACCAGCACCGGUGCUGCCGUCCCCAGGGACAUUGCGAGCCUCGGCGGUCUGGGUGUUGCUUUGGGCCUUGGAGUCCUUGGUGGCGUUUGGUUGUCAGUCAGGAUUCGAGUACCAAAGUUAGAUAGUUAUAAGGCCACAUUUGGGAAUGCCUGCAACGUCUACUGUGAGAAGGAUGUGAUUGGCUAUUCGGCGCAACGUCGAGGAAUUCUCUUGAGACGUCAAAGUGUGCUCACUACCUCAAAGAUUGGAAUAUGA
Messenger RNA from Microdochium trichocladiopsis, 757 nucleotides. RefSeq lists its product as uncharacterized. The coding region runs from base 77 to 757 and encodes 226 amino acids. Lineage: Eukaryota; Fungi; Ascomycota; Sordariomycetes; Xylariales; Microdochiaceae. The record is from RefSeq and is a predicted model, not a curated record. The transcript has 4 exons.